Peronospora matthiolae is the source of this 2022-nucleotide messenger RNA. Lineage: Eukaryota; Oomycota; Peronosporomycetes; Peronosporales; Peronosporaceae. The record is from the annotation of a GenBank genome assembly.
AUGCAGGGCCGCUACGUCGACGCAGUGCAUUCUUUGAGUGAUUGCCAUCGAGCUCUGCGGACAUAUCGAGAUCAAUCGGAGGAGAUUCGUCGGCUACGCACUUUGAUAUGUGCCAACGACGAGGCUCAGGGGAACUUGGAACGACAGGUGGAUGCUUUGAGGGCUCAGCUUCAUUCGCUCCAAGCCGAACUCAACUCUCUCCGACAGCAGCGUGAUCAGCUGACCAUGGACAUAUCCUUCCUUCACAUAGAUUUUUUGCACUUGAAGGAGCAAUUGGCUCAGUCUCAGGAGGAGAUCGCAGAUGGACUGUCUUCGAUCAGCGAUCUCAUGCAACAAGUGGAUGGUUUGACUCCCCUAGAGGGUCAGUUGGCACUUUCGCAGGCGGAGAACGCCAACCUACGUCGUCAGCUUGCGGAACACCUCGAGAUAUACGACCAGUUGCAGGUGGUGGAGCAUGAUCGGGAUCAGGCUAUAGCUGAACACCGUGCUCUCCUCGACACACUGAACAGUGCUAUACUCGGAUCCCGGUCGUCUGCGUUGACCGCUCGAUCGACGCCUAAGAGUGCUACUCCGGCCGGAUCGCCCCCUGCUCCCACUACCCCGGGAUCGAGAUCGCUUGCCCGUAGGUCCAGAUCGAGAUCGUCCGGCCCGCCUGCCAAGCGUCGGCGUAUUCAACCAAGGUCACAAUCCAGUGAUUCUUCCACCGCCCGUGUGGCUUCCCGGCUAUUGUCGUUGAACCCUUCAAUACCUUUAAACAAACUUCCCGGAUUGGCCCCACCCGAGCCUCCACCCAAUUCUUCUUGUUCUCCGCUUUCGUCCGCGGCUUCUGGGACUGGAUCGGGAAGUGAGGAGCUGACCGAGUCGGAUUCUAGCUCGGAUGAUUUGACUCGUGCUGCAUUAUCCCAAUCGAGAUCGGCCUCUCGUCGUCAACCUAGAUCGGAUGCCCGAUCUUCGACCCCGAACCCCUCUCCGGCCGCUCGGGACGUUCCGGAGCCUCGUUAUCUUUCGUACCCAUCCACUCCGGUCGCGGCUGUCCCCGUAGUCGAAAUUCAAGAUGAUGGCGGCGUAGAAGACGUGGAGGUAUCGCCGACAGGGGAGACACACAGCGAGACUGGCUCUGUUAGUCCGCCUCCGGAGUCCACUGCACUUUCGGAUCGCCAUUCGUCCGAUAGCGAAAACAGCAUCACCCUUCCGGCACGCCAAGUGGCUAACAGAGUUUUCUCUUCCGUGGACUUCGACAAUCUUCCGCCACUCCAGCAACCACGGGAUCGGUGGAUUCCCAACUAUCUGGCGCCCUCCCGACGGGUAGCUUCCGAGAUCGCUCCAUGGUCCGUUUCGCGGAUCGCGAUGGUUUGCGUGAGGACCAUGACCAUUGAGCUGUUGUUUCACCACUACUCCAAACCCAGGAAUUUUCUGUUUCCCUUCUACAAUCAUGGACGAACCCCGCCUACGGGGACUUGGGCUUCUGGGCUGAUCUCGCGGCAACACAUCGAGGCUCUUUACGCUUUAGCCCCUUGGGAUAAUAUCAUAGUCCCAGUGAACCCGAUAUCAUUCACCAUGACUGGAUGGUAUCGUGAUAUGGGUCAUCGGUACCUGGAGCUUGAGUCCACUCAUCGACAAGCUCUGUGGGAAUCUACUCAUGCUUUCCCGAUUCCUCCGGCUCAAAGGCGAUCUGAACGGUUCAUGCAGACAUUCUGGCGCCAACGAAAACAACGCCGUUCUCGCUUUGGAGCGCGUUGGAAGAACUUCUUGAAGAUGAUACUCAGCGGCAUGAUCGCUGGCCACUGUGAUAUCGACAUCUUGCUAGAUCCCUUCUUCCUCCACUAUCCGCGCCCACAUGAAGACCGAGUUUGGUAUCCAGGGUUAGGACACUCUAACGACCCAGCUGACUUGCUAGAGGCGUUGGACAUGGCAGACCAAGAGGAUCCUUGGCGCAACCAGUUCCGUAACGCCUAUUGGGAUCAUCCCGGAUCGCAGAUCCCUCGUCUGCAGGACAAGUUCAAACCUGCUCCAUCGUCUUAG